AUGGAACAAUGUGCAAAUGUAGUUGUCGUAUUUGAUGGUGUUUCAAAACCAAAUGAACGUCGACGAUCUGAUCCUGAACGAGCUAGUAGUGUGAAAUUCGAUGAUGAUGAUUGUAGUCUACCAUCUCUUCUCCGUGACGAACUCUUGCUUAUUCUACAUAACUUACAAAUCGAAGUGUACGUAUCUCCAGGCGAAGCCGAUCCUAUGAUUGUUCAAAUGGCUCGCAAACAUGAUGCUUAUAUCGUUGCUCGUGACUCAGACUAUUACCUCUACGAAAUUCAAAAAGGAUAUGUUCCACUUCCUGAUUUGACAUUAUUAACACUCAAAGGACAAUACUAUUGCAUGAUGGACGUCUUUCCAGGUAUGACACAACAAAGUGUGGCACUUUGGGCAACAGCUAUUGCUUUUGAUUUUAUUUGUCUUGAUGUUCUACAAGUACUAUUUCAUUUUCAUAAUUAUAUCAAGUUAGUGAUGUUUUACUGCAAAUUCUAG
Messenger RNA from Rotaria sp. Silwood2, 492 nucleotides. NCBI's taxonomy places the organism in Eukaryota, Metazoa, Rotifera, Eurotatoria, Philodinida, Philodinidae. The record is from the annotation of a GenBank genome assembly.